CAAAAUCCUCACGGGACCAAAAAUAGAGCAUAGAAACAGAGACAAGAACGAGUUCAAUUCUUCUUCACCACCAUGUGAGUAUGUUAGCACUGCAACGAAAUUUGUUCAAAACUUCUGGGUGAAGUGUGAACCAACCAAUAUCCAUCUAUCUUUUAAUCACUAAAUCUUAGUUUCCAAUUCAUCGUCAAUACCAGAAACUCAGAACGCCAUCUCAACUGCUUUAGUUUUUGACCUUUAAUCUUUCUCCGUUAAAAACUCUUCUGUUCGUCUGUUUACUGUUUUCUGAUGCGUUGCUUUUAUUAUUUAAAACGAGAUGAUGGCUUCAGAAUGGCAAAAACCCACCAAGAAAAACAGAGGAUUCUAUGUUAAGAUGAGGAUAUUACACAAAGGCAGACAACCCCAAAAAAUCUUGUUUUUCAAAUAUUACCAAUGGGUUCUCUGGUUUUCUUUUACCCUCUAUCUUCUCACCUCUUUCUUCAUUACUAACAAGCCAAUACCUUUGUCAAAAACCCAUGUCUUUGAUUCCAAAUUCUCCUUCGCUUCUCUUGUCCUGUAUGAGCCUCUCAACAAAACUAGUCAACAAUCCAAACUCAAAAACCCAGCGACGUUCAAAGACUUGAAGAUAUAUAUAUACGGGCUAUCACCAGAAUACAAUGAAAAAUGGCUUUCCAACGAGAGAUGCAGCAAACACUUGUUUGCCUCGGAGGUAGCCAUUCAUAGAGCCUUGUUGAACGCCUACGACUUUAGAACAUUCGACCCUGUUGAAGCUGAUUUCUUUUUCGUCCCUGUUUAUGUCUCCUGCAACUUCAGUGCCGUUAACGGUUUCCCCAACAUUGGCCACGCUCGCUCUCUUUUGUUCUCUGCUAUCCAACUUAUCUCCACAAACUAUCCUUUCUGGAAUCGCUCCCGUGGUUCCGACCACGUCUUUGUUGCUUCCCAUGAUUAUGGAGCCUGCUUCCACGCAAUGGAGGAUAGAGCUAUCCAUAGUGGGAUUCCAGAGUUCCUGACGAACUCGAUAAUAUUGCAAACUUUCGGGGUUAAUUAUAAGCACCCUUGUCAGGACGUUGAACAUGUUGUUAUACCGCCUUAUAUCUCGCCGAAAAGCGUAGGGAAGACACUCGAAAAGGCUCCGUUGACCGGCAAUCGAGACAUCAUGGUCUUUUUCAGGGGUAAAAUGGAUGUCCAUCCUAAAAACGUUAGUGGAAAAUUUUACAGCAAGAGGGUGAGGACGGAAAUAUGGCGAAGGUAUAAAGGAGAAAAGAGGUUUUACUUGCAAAGACACAGAUUUGCCGGUUACCAGUCAGAAAUUGUCCGGUCUGUCUUUUGUUUGUGUCCACUUGGUUGGGCCCCAUGGAGUCCAAGGCUUGUUGAGUCUGUGGCUUUGGGCUGCGUCCCGGUGAUCAUAGCGGACGGUAUAAGAUUGCCGUUUCCCAAAGCCGUGAAGUGGGGGGAGAUUUCCCUCACGGUGGCGGAAAGGGACGUUGGGAAGCUGGGGAAGAUCCUAGAGCACGUCGCGGCGACUAAUUUGUCUGCCAUCCAGAGGAACUUAUGGGAUCCGGCAGUCAAGCAUGCUCUACUGUUCAAUGAUAACAUGCAAGAAGGGGAUGCCACGUGGCAGAUUUUAAUUUCACUUUAUAAUAACCUAGACACAGAUCGACAGAAAGUCAAGGGUUUCGAGCCAGUAGGAGGAAAACACGUCGGAUGAGUGGCCGGCUAUGAAGGUAAAUUUGGCAACGUGGAUGUGAUGUUUAUUAUGGAGGACAGCUGGCUGUGGCGAUGGCUUGGUUCGCCGGUGUCAUUUAAUCAAAGGUGGACUGGAUGGAAUUUAUUUUAGGGGGUGGGACCCACAUAAAAAGCUCGAGAUUUUUGAGUUUUUUUUUGCCGUAACUGAUAUAACUAUUAUAAGAUGCAUGGCCAAUAUAAAUGUAAAUGAAGAGAAACAAAACAUUCUGGUAAAUGACGCACUGAAAUAGAAGGUUUAGGACAAGACAAACCUGUAUGAGCUUUCACUUAAUAUUUUGUACAUAUGUUUUUCUUUCAA
Molecule: messenger RNA, 2041 nt
Organism: Hibiscus syriacus
Lineage: Eukaryota; Viridiplantae; Streptophyta; Magnoliopsida; Malvales; Malvaceae
Product: probable glucuronoxylan glucuronosyltransferase IRX7
Exons: 5
Coding region: 314-1705 (463 amino acids)
Molecular function (GO): glycosyltransferase activity
Source: RefSeq, a predicted model, not a curated record